This is a messenger RNA of Nicotiana tabacum (common tobacco), 903 nucleotides long. RefSeq lists its product as uncharacterized. NCBI's taxonomy places the organism in Eukaryota, Viridiplantae, Streptophyta, Magnoliopsida, Solanales, Solanaceae. The record is from RefSeq and is a predicted model, not a curated record.
AUGGUGUUUAUUGACUUUGAGAAGGCUUAUGACAAAGUCCCGAGGGAUGUGCUAUGGAGAUGUUUGGAGGUUAGUGGAGUCCUGGUAGCGUACAUUAGGGUGAUUAAGAACAUGUACAAAGGUGCUAAGACUCCGGUGAGAACUGAGAGAGGAGACUCGAAAUAUUUCCCUGUGGAGAUGGGGUUGCAUCAAGGAUCGGCCCGUAGCCUAUUUUUGUUUGCCCUAGUGUUGGAUGUGCUGACAUGUUACAUACAAGUGAGGGUGCCAUGGUUUAUGUUAUUUGUUGAUGACAUAGUACUGAUUGACGAGAUGCGAGGGGGCAUUAACGCUAGGUUGGAAGUUUGGAGACAAAUGCUGGAGUCUAAAGGUUUCAUGUUGAGUAGGUCGAAAAUUAAAUAUUUGGAGUGCAAGUUCAGUGAUGAGAGGCAUGAAGAAGAAGUGGAAGUGAAGAAUGAUACUCAAGUCAUUCCCAAAAGAGAUAGUUUCAAGUAUAUUAGGUCUAUAAUCCAAGGCAACAAGGAGAUUGACGAGGAUGUUACGCACUGCAUUGGAGUGGGGUGGAGAAGACGAAGGCUAGCUUCUGGGAUUUAUGCGAUAAAAAUAUGCCGCCUAGACGUAAGGGAAAAUUCUACAGGGUGGAAUAACAAGAUUAGGAAUGAAGUUAUUAGGGACAAGGUGGGAGUGGCAUCUAUGGAAGACAAGUUGCGGGAAUCGAGGUUGCGAUGGUUUGGGCAUGUGAAGAGGAGAGACAUAGAUGCCCCGGUCAGGAAGUGUGAGAGGUUGACCAUGGCGGGCUUGAGGAAGGGCAGGGGUAGGCCUAAGAGGACUAUGUCGAAAAUUGAGGAUUUGGACUAUGGAUACACAGGGCAGCAGAAUUCUACCACUAGCAUCGUCAGUUCUUAG